AGCGCCAUCUAUUGUCGAUGUAAGUAAAUGUCAAAGGUUAUUUCGCGUCAGAUUUGUGAUCCUCAACACCAUCGAAGAGCUACGAAGUUUAUCUAAAAUCCGGAGGCAUCCUUCCUCCUUAUUAGUUUAUAAUAAUUUAGAAAGAUGAGUGGAGGAGUGUCAUAUUAUGGGAGUAAGAUAAGCCUAGUAUCGAAUGCUGGAAUUCGAUAUGAAGGCCAUUUAUUCUCGGUUGAUACUGCCGAUUCGACGGUGACUCUUUCGAAAGUACGUUCCUUUGGAACAGAGGACAGGCCAUGUGAUCAUCCCGUCGCCCAGAGAGAUGAGAUGUAUGACUACAUCGUGUUUAGGGCUUCUGACAUUAAAGACCUGAUGGUGUGUGAAGCUCCUAAACCUCCACAGACAACCUCCAUUGCCCAAGAUCCAGCCAUUCUGCAGCACUCGGGCGCAGUGAGCUCUACCACCAACCCCAGUUUUCGGCCACCCAACACCUUUGCGUCGGCUCCAGCUCCCUUUGCUCCAUUUAAUCAGCUCCCCUACCAAUAUGGUGCUAUUGGAGGUAUGAUGCCAAAUCAGUUUGCAGCAGGCCAGGUUCAGCGCCCUCAAAUAGGAGUUGGCAGGCAGACUCCUCCACCCAACCGCAAGUCGCCCACUAUGGAGCAGGCAGUCCAAGCUUCUGGUCCGCAGUCACCCGACAAGGACAAGAAGAAUGAGAGCAGCAGUAAGGGGAGGAAAGACCAUGACAAGAACGACCAUCGUGAUCAGGAGCCCCAGCCGCAGAGGAGACGAGGAUCCCGUGAGGAACAGCGCAGGGGUGGCAACAACAGGGAUUUCAGGGAUGUGAGAGAAGAGGGGCGUAAUAGGGAUAACCAGGAUCGCUACCGAGACAAUCAGAACAGGGAUCAUGAUAGAGAUGGAAUCAGGAGAAGGAAUGAUAGAGGACCUCGGGAUCAAGGCCGCAGACCAGAUAAUCAACAACAACAGCAGCAACAGCAGCCUUACAGGAGGGGUCGAGGAGGACGUGGCCGUGGUCAUCGUCCAUUGAUGGCUAAAGAUCCCAUCAAGGUUGGAACAGACUUUGACUUUGACACAGCUAAUGCCCAGUUUGAUAAGGAGGCCAUUGAGGAUGAAUUUGAGAGCAAACUGAAGAUUGUUAAUGGGGAUGAGAAGUCAAGUGAGCAGGAACAUGAAGGGUCAGGGAGUGAGACGCCCACCAGUGAGAAUCAAGAUGACAAGGCAUUCUAUGAACCAGAGAAAUCAUUCUUUGACAGCAUCUCAUGUGAAUCAAAUAACCAAGAUGGAAAUCGAACUCGUCCUAGCCGCCGUGAAGAAUACAAGAUGAACACGGAAACUUUUGGAGUGCCGUUCUCCAGGGGACGUGGUCGUGGUAGAGGCGGAUUCUACCGGGGUGGUUACAAUAGAGGUGGAUACAAUAGCUACCAGGGCGGAUACAACAGGAGUGGUGGCGGAUACAGAGGCCGUAACAACUACCAAAGAGGUGGAGGAGGGGGAGGCGGUACAGCCUGGAAUAAUAGGAGGAAUCGCAACCAGGACUGGGGGCGAGGGGAUGCACCUCAGCGUAGGGACCGUGGAGAUGAUAAUCGUAGGAGAGAGGAUGGGAUCAGUAAAGGCACUACGGAAAGCAGCCAGAAAGAAGAUAUUAAAGUUGCUGAAGGAUCAUAGAAGAAAGGCAGACCAAAUGCCAAAUGAGCGUUUUUUGUACAAAGGACAAUUUUGUUCACAUUUGUGGCCAAAAGGAUAAGCAGAGCUUCACUGAAAGAGCUUGAUAAAGGAGCUAGCUAUGCAUGGCAGGAGCAGCAGUGCUAAUCAAUUCAUGGGAUCUAUAUAGUGCCUGGCUCAAAGGAAAAAAAAAAGACGAUGAUAAAUAUAUUUCUGAAUAUUGUAGUAGAAUUAUUUUAUUGAUCAGUUCAAGAAAGGAGGUUAUCCAUACAUUGCCUACUACAUGUACAUGAUUAUUACAAGAGGAAUUUCUGAAGAGUCUCUCAGAGAAAGUUGUGUUGUAUUCAAGCUGUGGAUUCUUGCUUUAAUUUGGAAAGGAAGAAUUCCUUUUUUUAAUUAUGCUUUAUCUUUCACUUGUGGAACAAUCAAGUCAAGUAAGGAUUUAGGCUGGAAAGAUGUCAAAAACUUAUUAGUUUUUGUGCAUUGUGAAAUAUAAUUUACAGAAAUCAAGUGUUAAUCUUGAAUGCAGUGACAAUAUUGUCUCCCACAAAAAAGAAACCCAUUUUCAGAGAUAGAUUUCACAAUUAUUAAAAGUGUUUUUUUACUAUAUAUUUGAUACUCAUGGCAAGAGUGGCAUCUCAUCUCAAAUUUGAAACCAACAGCUAAGCAAUUGUUCAUGCAUGGCAGAUUACAAACAAAUAUUGAGGCAUAUCAGAAACGAUUUGCGCAGAAACUCCCCUGUGAAUCUGAAUCCACUCUCAUUUUAGGGAUCAGUGAGAGAAUCUUAACAAAGAAUACAAAAGAAAUGCUAAUGAGCCAAUCGUCGAAUAAGCACGGUCGUCGUAUCGCAAACCAAUCUUGUCCCAUUUUUCUGCGCAAUCUGGUUUUGACAUUAAAAUUUCACAUUCGUCUCGCCCAUUAAUGAUUGAAGUGUUUGUCUCAUGUUAAGUAUCAAAAUGAAGUGGAAAAAUUUAAUUAUAUGAGUAUGUAAAUGAAAUGUCAUAAUUUAUUUUCCUUUGAAGAAAAAGAUAUGGGAAUCCUGGUUUCCUUAUUUCUGGGCCACACUGUCUGUUAACAUUUUGUUCAAUGUACAAAUCACCCCCUCCCCCUUCCAGUAUUUGAUGCAUGUUUGGAAUAAAAGCACAAUUAAAUUAUUUCUAUUUCAUUUCCUUUUUGCCUUUUUUGUUCAAUUAUCAAAUAGAUGGAUUGCAAUUAAGUUAACAAUUUCAAGAUAAUUAUGCUACUGGUCACAUUUUCAUGUAAAAAUAUUGGCUAUUGGACAAAGCAUACAUGGACUAUUUAUUUUAUGUCACAUAAUUUUAGCCAAGAAAAAAUUUAACAUCCAACAAAGGCUCUGCUGUUUAUAUGAAGGAAAUCAUUUCUGUAGGAUCUUCUCAGAAGAACCUCAGAGACAAAACUCCAUACCAAUUAUUGCAUGAAAAGCACUGCACGGUAAAUGUCAUAAUGGCCCAUCUAUACCAUGUAACACCAUGUGUAACUGUACGUCUUCUAUCAUUCAGCCAUUGUAAUACAUUGUAGUGCAGCUAUUAGCUUCGUUGUUCAUUUUUUACCCAUUUGACAUUGUUCUUGUGGUUUAGUGAUGUAGUUGCGAAGGUGUAUGUUGCUUGUAUCCUGAAUAUGGGUCCUGGGUCUCGUAACACAAAGGUUAGCGAUUAAUCAUAUGCUUGGUUUUCAUGAUCAAUUGAAUAUUGUAGUCAAUGCAAUCAUGAAAAAAAUUGUUCUACGAUGAUUGCUAAGCUUUGUUUUACAGGCCAGUGGUGUGUUAGAAAAAGUCAACCCGAUAUUGUGUUUUAACACUUUUGAAGUAGGCAAAUGAUAUACUUAUCCUGAAUGAUAACAAUGGAUAGUCCAAAUUACCGAGUUCACAGGAUUUGAAUAGAGUAGUGAUGUGAUAUGUGGUAGUUGGGGAUAGAGAGGAAGAAGGGGAUGCAUGUUGGAAGUUUUGUUUUUGAAUUGAAGGAAAAGUAGAGUUCUAAAUUCUGAGAAAAUUUAAAUUUAUGAGCUUUCUCAUAUUUUUUUUUUAAGUCAGAAGGAAUUUCAUAGCAAUAUUGUUCAUUGGUCAGGACUGCUCUUCGAAUGCCCAUUAAUGAAAAUUCAUGCAAGACAAGAAACUAUGUGGUUCUACUUACAUGUACAUGUCUUUUUUUAUGUGUGCAAUUCGUUUACCUUUUGAAAAGUCAGAUGCUGAUUAUUACAUUAGAAUUUAGUAUCCAAAUUGCUUUCGAACUGUUUUUGCUUGGAAAUCAAUUUACAAGAAUUUAACUUUUUUUUUGAGAAUCUCGACAAAUACUUUACAUCUCUUGAUUACCUUGAUCAUAGGAAGAAUAAAUCCUUUUGGAGUUUUCUACCAUGCUGUGGCCAGACUCGCCCCCACCUUACAGCUAGUAUUUUGUUUUUUCUUUCAAUUAUCUCUGUUCUUGCACCAGUUCUUUAUGGCACUUUCUACCCUAUUAGAUAUAAUAUGCACUUAGCAUCAAUGUAUUUCUGUUGUCAACAAAGCGUUAUUUAGAACUUAUGGAACUAGGAUAGACGUUAAAAGCUAUAUAUUCCAUUCACCUACUCAACUAUUUAUAUCACUUCACUAUACUAGGAUGUUGAAAAAGUGGUUUUCCAUAGGAACAGAUGAAAUGAGGUUAAUGUUUAAUUGUUCAUAUAACUUUAGACGAAAUGUUUGAAAAACUUGCUGGUGAUUUUUUUUUGUGUGUUAAUGUUGUCAAUUUCAAUAUUAAACUGGUUAUAUGAUAUGACUUUCUUUUGAAAGAAGUUUGAUUAUACAACAGAACUAUGUGUUCUAUCCCAUCUGAUAUAGACUGAACUCCUCCCACUUUGAGUUUGAAAUAAUGCCAUGGGUAAGAAAUAAAGAGACUAAUAUUUGAGGCCCGUUUGCAUUGUAUAAAAAAAAGGAACAUCACAAAAAUGGCAGUAUGCUGUUUGCUUGGUUAUCUCUUUGCCAACUAUCUAUAGAGUAUGUUAUUGUCUUAAUUCAACAAUUAAAUUUAGCACUGUCAAUUUGGUUUCUUCUUUGAUGCUAUUGUGUGCAGGAAUGUGAAAAAUAAUUGUGCUUCAAAGUAAUCUUUUCAAUAGAUUUGAACAUGUGUCAAUUUCUCAUAAUUUCAUGAAAAUAUCAGGCAGAUAAUUAAUAGGGAAGACUGCAUUCUCAGGCUAAUGAGGUGACAAUAUCAUUGAUUAUGUGUGUCUGUCAUGCAAAACUAGAAAUGUGUUUGUAACAUUAAUAAAACACGACAUAUAUUUAUUGCCAUUGUCCACAGCGGUGAAAUGCUUCUAACGUUCCAUGGGGUGAUAUAAGAAGUAAUAAAUUAUGGAGAAACUUGAGAAAGUAUGUCUGUCAUUUAAGUGCACAUGGCGUAUCUAGAAAGAUGUUUUAUUAUCUCGCUUGUGUGGUCAAUGCAUACAUAAUCCCUCUUACACAAGGCAUGAAAUUCUCUGAUAGACAUCUGUAGGCAAAGGCUGCAGCUGUAUCCUUGCUGUUGUAAACGCUAACUGUAAGCAGUGCAUCUGAUACACUGAGACUUCAAAUAGUGGGUGCGGAGCAACCACUGCCUGUACUUUUCUCAUAUUGCUUUAGUUUUCUUUUAUCAACUAUGAUUUACACAGAUUUUUGUAGAAAAAACUGCUUCCAGAUAUUUGUUGAUGAGAAGACCAUGAUUAGAGGGCGGUAUUUGUAGUCUUGUGUAUCAGAUGAGUCGCUAUUGUAACAGUAGUGUAACAGCAAAAAUAUAUGUUUAGAGCCUCUGCCUCGAAUAUAGGCUACAGGUGCAAUCUCUGUACACAAAGGUUAAUUAUUAUUUUCAGAGUUUUGAGAUUUUGGCUGACUGGCUAUUUAUUCUCACCGACUGAUUUGUCCCCCACUUUGAGUGACUAAUGAAUCAAUAUAACAUUAUGUCGUCAGCAGUAAGUUUGCUGCAUAUCUUUGUAUUAAUACUGUAGUGAUUGUACUGGUUAUUAGUCGAUGUCUUCCUAGUGUUGGUGUAAGCAGUUUUUACUGCAGGAUUGGUCUUCUUUAAAAAAAUCUGGCAUCUGGUGUGUUUUAAGGUUAUUUUUGUCACUUUCAUGACAUCAACUUGUGGUUGAUUUAUCGUUUACCAUGAUGAACGUGAAUUUGAACAUUUCCUUGAUUUUUAUGUCUGAUGUAAUUGGCAAUGAACGAUUCAGCAAUUUUCCAAAUAUUCAAGGUGAAAUGGUAAAAUUGAAGAUCGGACCAAAAUGAGAAAAAUCUCACCUGGCAGAAUUAUCAGCGAUGUUCUUGGAUUUAAAUUUUUACGAAUUGUAAAUUAUCAUUUGAUGAUUAUUUUACUGCAGUAUGUGUAAAGCUCAACACAUGGCUUGGUAUUUAUUAAUUUUUACAAUAACAAAGAGAUGCUAAGGCAAGCUAAAAUGACUAUGAAGAAUGUACAGAAAGGGUAUGUUUUAAAGAUAAUUUUUAUUUAGUUGGAAAUGUUUUGUGUUUGAAGUAUGACAAUAAAGUUUUGUAAUUUAACUUUAAUUGAAUUUGUAUCACAAAGAAAUGAAUGGUGAUAUUCAUAAGUCAAGUAAACACAUUUUACCCACAGUAAAAGGGGUUAUGUGAUUGUGGUAAAGUAAUCAUUUUAUUCUAUGGUUUCAAACACAAAUAAUCAAAUAUUUUUCCUGUUUCACUUGUUUCAUUUUGACAUUUUUUUCAAAGGAAAGUAUUUUGGAAUGUGUACAUUAAAAAGUUAUUUCAAUAUCGGUAUAACAGCUACAUACAAUUGGGUUCAAAGUUAGAAUUUAAAAAUGGCACUUUAUUCAACUCUUUAUUUUUGUGUGAUGAUGGAUCAUUGAAUUAAGAAGCUGUUGUAUUAAAGAAGAAAUGUUUGAUUAAUCAAAUUACUUUCAAACCUUGUGAGAUUAAUAUUCUGCAUGUAUUGUGUGCAUUUCAGAAGUUGUAAGCAGCAGAAUUGUGGACUUGAAAGAAAAGUGGAAAUUGUUCUGGUAACCUGAGAGACCUCGGUAUGCUGAUGACUUGAAAGCAAAUGAUAUGAAGAUUGCAAAGAAAUUUAUUUUCAAGGAAGAUUCUAAAUGAAAUGAUAAAGAGAUAAUCAAAUGUAGGUGAUGGCCUUUUUUGAAGGAGAAACUAAGUGAAAAUGGCAUGAAUUUGGGAUGGCCACAACAAAAGCCCUUUGAGCAAUGUACAGUGACAGAUAACUGUAUAAUGUUAUGUUGUAUUUGUGAAAUAAAAGAAAAUAGAAAUCA
Molecule: messenger RNA, 6930 nt
Organism: Lytechinus pictus (painted urchin)
Lineage: Eukaryota; Metazoa; Echinodermata; Echinoidea; Temnopleuroida; Toxopneustidae
Product: protein LSM14 homolog A-like
Exons: 8
Coding region: 145-1680 (511 amino acids)
Biological process (GO): cytoplasmic stress granule assembly; P-body assembly
Cellular component (GO): P-body
Molecular function (GO): mRNA binding
Source: RefSeq, a predicted model, not a curated record